GAAGAUGAUGACGACUACCCAGCAGAUCCAGAUGAAACUCCGUGCGAUGAUGAUGACGACACCGUCACUGAAGAUGAUGACGACUACCCAACCGACCCAACCGAUGUUGAUGAUGACGAUGACGUAACUGAAACCCCGUGCGAUGAUGACGACAAAACUGUAACUCUAGAUCCAACUGAAACUCCGUGCGACGAUGAUGACGACAAAACUGUAGACCCAACUGAAACUCCGUGCGAUGAUGAUGACGACAAAACUGUAACUCUAGACCCAACUGAAACUCCGUGCGACGACAAAACUGUAACUCUUGUCCCAACCUCAAAACCAAAGAAACUUCAUUAUCAUUUAAAGAAGCACUGUCUCAGAAAAUGGUGGAAGAGAUGUCAUCGAAGGUGUAUUAAGAACAGAAAUUGUUUCAAGAAGUGUCUUUGGAAGAAGUGUCAUAAGAAGCAUGAUAAUGAUGUCUAUCCCACUACCGUUGUAGUAGUUUCAACCGAUAGUGUAUAUCCUGUCGAAACCGACCCAACCGAAGUUGCCACUUCAACUCCAUGCGAGGACCCAACCGAAGUUGCCACUUCAACUCCGUGCGAGGACCCAACCGAAGCCGAAGGAGAUUACGAAAACAAAGAGGAUCACGAAGACAAAGAUGAUUCCGCCGACACAAGCAGUGAUGAUUCCUCAAAAAAAGAUGAUGAUUCCGCCGACACUGAAGGCAAUGAUGAUACCACAACCACCGAAGAUGCUGAUCACGAAGAAACUGAAACUUCCGCCGACG
This is a messenger RNA of Acaulospora morrowiae, 772 nucleotides long. The record is from the annotation of a GenBank genome assembly. Lineage: Eukaryota; Fungi; Glomeromycota; Glomeromycetes; Diversisporales; Acaulosporaceae.